GGAAUAAUAAACUGACUUCAGAAGAGAGAUUGCUGGGGAGAGGUCCCAGGGCACCUCACCCACAUAUUUUUGUUUUAUUUGAUAAGCUGGGUGGUAGAGAGACCAGGGUGUGUCAUGUAUUAUUCUCUCAAUUGCGUUAUAUGUCUGAAAUAUUCCAUAAUACAAAGCAAUUUGGAAAUUCCUCCACUGAAUCCUGACUUUUUUAAAGGAGUCAUUAGUAUUAGAACUACUUUGGGCUUUUUUCAUGGAAUGAAAUUAAAGAAAAUAUAAACAAAAAUCUUUAUUGUCUUACUGAAAUGAUUUAACUUACAGGUGAUUUUAACUUUAUAUUUUCCUGUAGAGUUUGGAUAUUUUAUAAUGAGCACAUAAUUAGGGAGGAAGAAAACUAGGUUGAUUCCUUUUGGAAAUAAACAUCCUUCAAAAGAAUUACUAAGACCUUGGGACGCCUGGGUGGCUCAGUUGGUUGAGCAUCAGACCUCGGCUCGGGUCAUGAUCUCAUGGUUCGUGGGUUCAAGCCCUACGUCGGGCUCUGUGCUGACAGUUCAGAGCCUGGAACCUGCUUUGGACCCUGUGUCUUCCUCUCUCUCUCUCAAAAAUAAACAUUAAAAAAAUUAUAAUAAAGAAAGGAUUACUGAGACCUGGAGUCCUUGCAGGUGAGGAAAUUUGACUCUGGAUAGGCCAUCAUCAUUUCUGUUCCUGAGGUAUUGAUUCAGAGAAAGGAGUGAUGCUGAGUUGUUUGUUUGUUUUUUGUUUUUUCAUUCAAUUCAAUUCACUAAAUAUGUACUAAGUGGAAAACUCCCAUCUUCCCUGAGGUUAUAAAAAUGAGCCUAAAAAUUCCCUAUUCUCAAAAGAGCUGGCAGUCUAGAAAGGAAGAAAAUAUACAAGCACCGUUGUUUGAAUACCAGAGUACAAAGUCUAAUAUGUUGAGGACGAUAAAAAGUCUAGAAGCAUCACAGUGAUGGAGGGUGGGGCUCAGCUCCAGGGACCAAGGCGGCAAGCCAGGUCAAGACACUUUUGUUUGAGAGGGUAGUAGCAUCUGAAUGAGACCCUGAAAAUGUGUAAAGCAGCUUUUAUCAGGAAGAGUUGGGGUGGUGAAUAAAUAAAAUAAUGAAAGCAAAUGAUGAGUGUGGAAACAUUCCAGGCACCAAAGAGUAAACUCAGGCAGCCAACUCUAGGUUUGGAUCGGAAUUACAAUAAACCUUGGUUUGCAAGUAUAAUUCGUUCCAGAAACAUGCUUGUAAUCCAAAGCACUUGUAUAUCAAGGCAAAUUUCCCCAUAAGAAAUGGAAACUCAGAUGAUUCAUUCCACAGUCCAAAAAUAUUCACAUAAAAAUGAUGACAAUACUGUAACAUAAUUUAAAAUAAUAAAGAAAAUACAACAUAUAUAGAAAAAGAAAUUAAUUAAUUCCACUUACCUUUGAAAACCUCCGUGGCUGGUGUGAGGGAGACAAGACGGAGGAGGGUGAUUGUGUAGGACAAGUUUCACUAUCGCUAACGGAAUCAUUGCUGUGGAUUGACUCAAUGGAAUCUUUUUCUUUUCUGUGCGACUUUAAUAAGGAAACUAUCCAAUGACACUUGCUUUUGCCUCCUUUUGAGGAUUUUGAGGAAAUGUGACAUUGCAUUGUCGUUAAACAAGUUCAUUGCUUGCACUGCUACGGCCUUAUUUGGGUGGCGCUUUUCUAUAAAAUUUGCACUGUUUCCCACAUUUUACACCUCUCCCUAAUCUCGUUUGAAGUGAGGGAUUCCUCUGCCUCCCCCCCCCCCCCCGCCCCUGCAGACGAGAUCUCCUCCGUAACCUCUUGGGGUUGCUUGCGAUGCAGAUCCGGCAGUGUGUCGGUGGUCAGCUCCAGGCCAUGUGUCUCCACCAGCUCCCAAAUGUCAUCCUCAUUCACCUCCAGUCCCAUGGUCUUCCCCAAGGACACAAUCUCAGCGACACCCGGUGGCUCCCAUUCAUGAGCAAGCCCCUCUACGUCAUGCCCAAGAGCACAAUCAGGCCACAGUUUUCUCCAAGCAGAAUUGAGGGUUCUCUUGGUGACCCCAUCCCAUGCUCUAUUGAUGAUCUUGAGGCAGUUCACGAUGUGGAAAUGACUUUUCCAAAACUCUCAGAGGGAAAGGUUUGUUCCUUCGGUCACCUCGAAGCAUCGCUGAAAUAAUGCUCUGGUGUAAAGCUUUUUAAAGUACAAAAUGACCAGCUGGUCCAUGGCCUAGAGGAUCGGAGUGGUGUUGGGAGGAAGGAACUUGACCUUAAUGAACUCGAGCUCCUCCAGUAAGUCAUCCUCAAAGCCUAGAGGAUGAGUAGGAGCAUAAUCCAUGACCAGCAAGGCUUUGAGUGGCAGAUUCUUUUCAAAAAGAUAUUUCUUCACUGCAGGACCCAAGACCUCGUUGAUCCACUAAUUGAACAAGAUACAAGUGACCCAAGCCUUGCUGUUGGACCCUCCACAUAACGUUUAACUGGCUCUUCUGCACAUUGCAUUUCUUUUCUUUUUUUUUUUUUAAUGUUUAUUUAUUUUGGGGAGACAGAGCAUGAGAGAGAGAGAGAGAGAGCACAAGCAGGGGAGGGGCAGAGAGCGAGGGAGACAGAAUCCUAAGCAGGCUCCAUGCUCUGAGCUGUCAGCAGAGCCCGAUGUGGGGCUUGAACUCAUGAACUGUGAGAUCAUGACCUGAGCCGAAGUCAGAUGCUAAACUGACUGAGCCACCCAUCCACCCCAUGCACCUUCAUUUCUUGAAGGCUCGUGGAUUCUCUGAAUGAUACACGACCAGGGGCUUGACUUUGAACUCCUGGCUUGCAUUAGCACGAGAGGGUGAGACAGUCUUUCAUGGGUUCGUGACUGGACAUUUCAUUCUCUUCUGUAAUGUAGGUCCUCUUUGGCAUCUUUCUCCCCCCAAAAAACGCCAUCUCAUCGCAGUUAAAAACUUGCUCCUUCAGGUAAUGCUUGGAAACCAUGAGCUUCUGGAACUCGGUGGUGAACACCUCAGCUGCCUUAGCAUCUGAACUCACAGCCUCACCAUGCCUCACAACAGCAUGGAUGCCACUUCUUCUCUUAGUUAUCAAACCAUCUUGCCUUGUAGCCUUUAUUUUCUGUUGACGUACCUGGCAGUUUACUUACAAGGUCAGUGUACAAGGCCUUUGCCUUCUCCCAGAUAAAGUUCUCGGUCACAGUGUCACCUGCUAGUUGCUUCUCAUUUAUAUAAACCAGAAGCAACUUUUCUACAUCUUCCAGAACACGUGGCCGUUGCUUUGAUAUUCUCGUGACUCCUUUGGCUGCGCCUAGCCCCCUUCUUUCUUCUUUCUUCUUUAAUAUUGUGCAAAUGGUCAAUCCAGACUUCUUAUAAAGUCUUGCAAUGCUGGCCACUUGCAUACCUCAUUCGUACUUGUCAAUGAUUUCCUUCUUAACUUCUCCUGUAAUCGUCUUCUUACCUCCUUUCUUUUCAACCCUUUACUGCAUGGGGGCCAUUAUAUACACUCACAUGGAUGUUGACUACAGUGCAGUAUUAAUAAACUCUUGUCAUACACUGUAUUUCGUGUAACCGGCAAUAGGGCGGCAGGGGAAAGGGUCUCUACCUGCAGGCAGCCUGACCUAGAAUGAAGCAAGCAUUCGUAAGCUCACUCUUGUCUGGAAAAGCAAAGGACUGUCCACAGGUGCUUUGAGGUGACAACAAAUACCUUAGUGCCAGUCGUGGGCACCUUCCAACGUUCUGAAAAAUCACUGAUUUCUGCCAAACACCACAGCCUGAGACCGAGCAUCCGAGCAUGGGAGGUGAUUACCCACAAUCCCGCAGUGAGAGAGAGAGAGACAGAGAACAACCACUGCCUCAGUUGUGAUCACGUGACAUUCGGCGUCACGUACUACGCGUAUCACAAGACGUCGCUCAUUUAUCAAGUUACAAUUUAUUAGAAAUGUUUGCUCGUCUUGUGGAACACUCGCAGAACAACUUACUUGCAAUCCAAGGUUUUACUGUAUUUGAUUUUGAAUAUUAUAGGGAGGAAGUUUGGUACCAAUUCUUUAAAGCCUCUCAUAUUUGACGUUUCAGAAGAGUUCACGCACCAUUACAUUAAAUAUGGUUUCAGAAAUAAAAUCACAACAGCUUGAUCUGAGCCUCUGCUUUUUCUUGCCUUAUAUGAACAUCAGCCUCACCUAUUUUACUAAUGAAUUCCUGUGUGAAAAGUACCAAGCAGGUGUUAAACUUCAUCACUUCCAAGUAGAGCACAUGCCAUUUCAGCUCAGAGAGGGAUUUCAUGGCUGUUUCUGGUCCUGCUCAGUUCUGUGUGGGGUGGGGGGGUGGGGGGGCACUGGCAUAAUUAACAUGAGGGCACUCUGGCUGCCGCGGGUUCAGUCACAAAGAUUCCAAGGAAACAAGCCUUCAAAGAGGCAGCUGGUAAUAAAUGACUAGUGAGCUACAGAGGAGGCCAGAUGAGAUGGUGAGAGCAGGCGCCCUUGACCAGGGACUGGCAUGAAGCCCCAGAAUCAAAGGAGGCUGAGGACUCAGAUCACAAAAGUGGAGGGAAGCCGCGGAGUGAAGCACACGGGACAGGAAGCUGGGCCUGCAGCAGGGGAGCCGUCAUUAACACGGGCCACCGUCCAGCGCCGUGAGCCUCAAAGCAGGAGCCGUGCAUCAGCCUCUCCUCUGACAACUGUCAGCCUCUGCUGCCACCUGCCCAGGCCUGUCACCGCGCCUCUCAGCAGGCCGGGGAAGGUUGAGAACCAGACUGUUCUUCCUUUUGUGUGGAUACACAGGAACGCUGAUAUACAUCAACACUCACACCCACAGAGGAACAGCUACACACACAUGGACUGGCACAGGGGGCAGAGAAUGAAAGAAGGCAUGUCGAAUAACAGCACCACUAGCAUCUCCCAAGCGCGGAAGGCCGUCGAGCAGCUUAAGAUGGAAGCCUGUAUGGACAGGGUGAAGAAUUUCCUAGGAGUCAUGACAGUGCUGCUGGUUUGUGAGUUCUUUUAAAAGAACAAAAUGUGUUCUUUAUGGUUCCAUUUUUUCCCCAAGAUAAAACACAUACGGCUGAGUUAUCCACAGCCAAAAGAGAAAAUUCUAAAGCGAAAGCCAGUCAUUGUUAAAACAGAAGAUGAGCGGGGCUCAAAUAUCACAGUGUUCCCUGUGGGAAAUGGAAAAAGAGCAAAAUCAGGGAGCCCAUCGUGUUCUGAUAGGUCACUGAUAGCUGAUUCACAGGGUCCAGAGAAAGUCCUGGGAAGGGAUAUGAUUAAGAUGAUAAAUGAUGUGAAGGUUGAAAGAAUGACAUUUCUAAAAGAAAAUAAAUAUAAAUGAUGCCCUAUGACCCAGCCAGAAGUCAAGGCAGUGCUUACCAAUUUUGCCUUUCCCGUGUGCCUCGUCUGAACCCUGGUGGUGCCCCUCCGUUGCCCCACUUUCUGCUAGUUUAACAAUUCAGCUGUGAGCCUUUCCUUUGCUGUCUCCUCCUCUCCCAGACACGUCCACGGAUCUCCCCCAGACUGCCUUACACGGUAACUUUCUACCAUCAGAUUUAGAAAUCAAUUCAAAGAGAGGGGGGUGUGAAUGAGCAACUCUAGAACAGCCAUCAGAACAAGGGAGGAAAAUCUUUGACUUAAAACAAAGAGAAGAACAUUAAAUAGUAGAACAAGAAGGCAAAAGGUGUCUUUUGAAAAAGACAAAAGACUCUUCCUGUUGGAGAGGAUUCAGGGUCGGGGCACUGUGGGUAUCAAAUCGCCCCAACAAUUUUGGAGAAACCUUCUCAUGUCUGCUUCUCAGUGCCCUCCCAGAAAGUAGCCAGAUGACCAAUGAAGUAAGAGCCCACUGUGCGUAUAACAGCAUCCAUUCUGUCACUGAGUCACAAGCCAGCAGGUAAUGCUAUCCCCAUUUACAGGAGUGAAAACUGAGUGCCAGGGUGUUUGUCUUGCCCAGAAUGACACAGCUCAUUAGUGCAGAGCGCAGCUCCGUCAGAGAGGUCGUUUCUUGACUCACAACCCAGUCCUUUUUCUAGAAGAGAUGCCACUGGCUUUCUAGAAUCCCUAGAGCCUAGAAUCUACUUGUUACAUUCGUCUUUCACCUCUGAGUAAGUCACAGAAACCUCUUCAGUGACUCACUGGUUCCCAUCACCAAAUAAAUUACUCUUGUGGUGAACUCACAAAAUGGUUGAUUUAUGGUUUCCUUUCUGGAAAAUCGGGAUAUGUCAAAACUGAGAGGUAGUCGGAGUCAUAUAGGACGUGUACCAACCUCUUUCAAGGGGCGCCCGGGUGGCUCAGUCAGUUAGGCGUCCAACUUUGGCUCAGGUCGUGAUCUCACGGCUCGGGAGUUCAAGCCCCGCAUCCGGCUCUGUGCUGACAGCUCAGAGCCUAGAGCCUGGAACCUUCUUCAGAUACUGUGUCUCCCUUUCUCUCUGCCCUUCCCCUGCUCAUGCUCUGUCUCUCUCUCUCCCUCUCAAAA
This is a messenger RNA of Acinonyx jubatus (cheetah), 6413 nucleotides long. It is a transcript of the gene GNG4, whose product is annotated as G protein subunit gamma 4. The record is from RefSeq and is a predicted model, not a curated record. Gene Ontology annotation, molecular function: G-protein beta-subunit binding. Lineage: Eukaryota; Metazoa; Chordata; Mammalia; Carnivora; Felidae. The transcript has 5 exons. Gene Ontology annotation, biological process: G protein-coupled receptor signaling pathway. Bases 4452 to 4958 code for a protein of 168 amino acids. Gene Ontology annotation, cellular component: heterotrimeric G-protein complex.